Drosophila montana is the source of this 401-nucleotide messenger RNA. RefSeq lists its product as uncharacterized. NCBI's taxonomy places the organism in Eukaryota, Metazoa, Arthropoda, Insecta, Diptera, Drosophilidae. The transcript has a single exon. The coding region runs from base 2 to 214 and encodes 70 amino acids. The record is from RefSeq and is a predicted model, not a curated record.
UAUGGUCUACACGGAACGCACCGAUCUCUGUCUCUCGAGCAGCAAGGACAAUGCCGGACAGGGCAAAUCCCAGCCGAAGUCGACGUCCAGCCCCAGCUCCUCCAGCUCCAGCUCGGGCGCCUGGAGCAGUCAGGCCUCGAGCGCCGAGAAAUGGAAAUACAAUAAUAUGGUCAAGGACAAUCGCGAAAAGUUCAAUGCCAUGCACUUCUCCUAAUUCCCAACCUGUUUACGGGCAAUGGGGAUUUAUUUUUGGAGCUAGUUCAACGUGAUCGAGACUAAUUGUUAUAUCUGGGCUUAAUGGGUUAAUUGUAGCUUAGUCGUAAGCCUGUUAUUAAUUACAAAUGUUAAAAUUUUAAAUUAUCUUGCUAGAAUUAAAAAAAAAGAUGCGCAAAACAAACAAA